AUGUGGCUGCGACACUGGCGGAGACUUCAAUCCACAACCACAAGUGAAACGCCAACUACUACAACUACAAUAUCUACAACAACACCAACUCCAUCUACAACUACAAUCUAUGACUACAACUGUAACAACAACCCCAACAAUUACAACAACAACUCAAUCAACAACUACAACUGCAACACCAACUACUGCAACUACAAUAUCUCCAACAACACCAACUCAGUCUACAACUACAACUCAACAACGCAAUCCACAACCACAACUGAAACGCCAACUACUACAACUACAAUAUCCAUAACAACACCAACUCAGUCUACUACUACAACUGUUGCAACAACCCCAACAACUACUCAAUCUACAACUACAACUGAAACACCAACUACUGCAAGCACGGUAUCUCCAACAACACCAAUUCAAUCUACAACUAAACCCGAAACACCAACUACAAGUACAAAAUCUACAACAACACCAGCUUCAUCAACCACUACAACUGAAACACCAACUACUGUAACAACAAUAUCUACAACACCAACUCAGUCUACAACUACAACAACCGUAACAUCUACAAUAACACCAAGUCCAUCUACAACUACAACUGUAACACCAACUACAACGACAACAUCUACAACAACUUCAUCUACAACUGAAACACCAACUACUGCAAGUACGAUAUCUACAACAACACCAACGCAGUCUACAACUACAACUGUAACAACAACGCCAACAACUACAACAACAACUCAAUCUACAACUACAACUGAAACACCAACUACUACUACACCAACAUUUACAAAUACACCUCAGUCUACAACUACAACUGAAACACCAACUACAGUAACCCACAUAUCUAAAACCACACCAAUGCAAUCUUCAACUACAACUAAAAUAUCAUCACUAAUGACAACCCCAUCAACAACAAGUGGAACACUCACCACACCUUCCUUUUGCGACGGUGUACCGGUAUGA
This is a messenger RNA of Oreochromis aureus, 963 nucleotides long. RefSeq names its product cell wall protein DAN4-like. The transcript has 4 exons. The record is from RefSeq and is a predicted model, not a curated record. Lineage: Eukaryota; Metazoa; Chordata; Actinopteri; Cichliformes; Cichlidae. Bases 1 to 963 code for a protein of 320 amino acids.